CUCAAUUUCGGCAACAUGAGUGGUUCGAGCAUCAACUAUCCACCAUCGAGUUCGCUCGACAAUCUGCCUGCAGAUAUACUCCUGGGGAUCAUUUCUUUCCUCGAAUCCUUGAGCGAUCUGAAUGCGCUCGUCAACGCGUCUCCGUCGCUGCGGAGAUUCUUCGUAGCGGAACGACGGCGCGUCAUCCGUCAGAUUGUCCACCGCGAUGCUGCUCCUGUGCUCAAAGAUGCUGUGGCGCUUGCAGUCAUCCCGAGAGUUGGCCAGUCUCGCGAUUAUCAUACAAUGGAGGUCGUGAGUGCGACCAAGGCGUAUGCGAGCUUUCGAGAACACCUCGACGCAAAUACAGCAGACAUAUCCGCCAUAUCAGCUGAUCAUUUGAUAUUGGCUACGCAAUGCGACUUGGCGGCUCGGAACUUUGUCUCUCUGUACGCCACAGUCCAGCAACAUCAACUGCGGACUGUGGAUCCAGAGGCAGCCAAGCCACUCACAAAAGACGAGCAAGACCGUCUCGUGCUCGCUUGCUUGCGGUAUCAAUUGCUUACACAAGUUUGUCGCGACCGCGUGAGUGAGGAGACAACUAUGGAAGUACGGACGAUCUUGAACCAUUGCUUCACACCUUUCCAGAUAGAGCAAAUUGCUGGGAUUCACGACUUUGCAGGCAAAUUACACCAGUUUGUCGUCACGCACGAUGGCCCAACAGGGGUUGAUACGCAGAACAUGCAUGCAAUCUACGAUAUUACAGCAUUCCGACAGAUACUCAGACGUGCACUCGCUAUGGAUCAAGAAACCACCAAAGUCUUUGCCGCUGCAUUGUCGUAUCUGAAGUGCGUAUCGGAUCAUCAAAUUCUCAGAGGAGGUCACCAAGUACCCAGCAGCUACAUCUUGGAGUACUUUCCAGUGGUGACCUCACAGCUAGAUUUGACUCUCCACGCACUCUUGUCCCACGAGUACGAGAUUAGACGUCUGCGAGAUGUGAUCUAUGGCUAUGAAAGAAGACUGCCGGCCAUUACCACUGAUGGCUCAGUGAUAGAUCCUUCAUUUGCUUGGGUCGAUGCAAACGAUGGCUUAGAUUGCCGUCGCUGGGGCUCAGAGUUGCUGCGAAAUUCCCCAGAUCAUGUGGGCAUAGACAGCAUGCGAUUGGACCGAGUGAAAGCCACCGUGGAAGCUUGGAGGCAGUUUGGCUUUUUGUAUUGGGACCGAGACCGCGUUCAGAUUUUGAAAAGGUCUUUCCUGCAGUAUCGAACGGGGUGGCUUCGGAAUGUGUGGGACCGAGCGGAUGUCUUUUAGCAUAUUAGAACUUUUGACAUGACACUAUUGUCGAGCGAGGUAGAUAAUAGACUAGAGCAAAGACUUUUGUUUCCAGAGU
Colletotrichum phormii is the source of this 1366-nucleotide messenger RNA. RefSeq lists its product as uncharacterized. The record is from RefSeq and is a predicted model, not a curated record. The transcript has a single exon. Bases 16 to 1287 code for a protein of 423 amino acids. NCBI's taxonomy places the organism in Eukaryota, Fungi, Ascomycota, Sordariomycetes, Glomerellales, Glomerellaceae.